CGCAUCUUGGCCACUAGAGGCUGCAUCCUUCCUGCCGCCCGCACAGCCUCACAUGUCCGCCGCACUUUGUUAGCGCUGCUGGGUUGUAAAGUUGACAUGGUCAGGAGGUGACUGCUGGGACCUGACGGGCGGAUACGCGGCUCGGACAAGGGGUGGGCACGCCGGGGGCAUCAGUGCUGAGGCCGUCACACGCUGGGAACGCACUAUAAUGCCUGAGGUUCGGGACCUUUCAGAUGCUCUAACUGACCUGUCUAUGGAUCCCAUCACUGGUGUUGGGGUAGUAGCAUCAAGAAACAGAGCGCCUACAGGUUAUGACGUGGUUUCUCAGACAACAGAUGGCCUGGAUGCGGAUCUUUGGAAAGAUGGUUUAUUUAAGUCCAAGGUGACAAGAUAUCUUUGCUUCACCAGAGCCUUUUCAAGAGAGAACAGCCAUUUAGGAAACGUCUUGGUAGACAUGAAACUCAUUGAUAUAAAGGACACAUUACCUGUGGGCUUCAUACCCAUCCAGGAGACGGUGGAUACACAGGAAGUAGCCUUUAGGAAAAAGCGCCUGUGUAUUAAGUUUAUCCCGAGAGACUCCACGGAGGCUGCGAUCUGUGACAUCCGCAUUUUGAGCCGCUCUAAACAGGCCCCACCUCAGUAUACGUUCAUAGGGGAAUUGAACAGUAUGGGCAUCUGGUAUCGAAUGGGAAGAGUUCCUCGAGCUCCAGAUUCUCCACAACCUUCAACGCCUUCUUCCCCGACUGCAAUGGUCACAUCCGCAUCUGCCCCAAACCUCCCAAGACAUAUAUCUCUGACCCUUCCUGCCACAUUUCGAGGUAGAAAUAAUACCCGGCCAGACUUUGAGAAUCAGCAGUCCAACCUGUAUGCAAUAUCAGCAAUGGAUGGCGUUCCUUUUAUGAUUUCAGAGAAGUUUGCCUGCGCGUCGGAGGCAAAAGAGGUUUCUUUGUUUCAGAUGCAGCAGGUUGACCUUUUGGGAAUAACCAUCAAGUCCCUGGCCGAAAUUGAGAAGGAGUACGACUACAGCUUCAGAACAGAACAGAGCGCUGCUGCCCGCCUGCCCCCCAGUCCUGCCCGUUGCCAACAGAUGCCCCCACCAUGAGAUCCAGGAAGAUGGCUGAAUGCAUUUGGCGCGCACAAAUACUACUGAGCAGAAACCCGUUGCUGCUAACCAUAACUUCUAACCCCUGCCCUGCCGGAGUGGCAGAACGUGAAGAGUUGGUGGAUUUUUUUCUAACAGAAUCUGUUUUUUUGUAUUGGUAUUUUGUACAUAUAGCUACUUAAAAAAAAAAAAAAAUAGCCAUGUUGAGUUGUAUUAAAGGUGCGGAGCUCGCCGGCUCGACACUCUCCAGUGUUAA
This is a messenger RNA of Hyla sarda, 1358 nucleotides long. RefSeq names its product multivesicular body subunit 12B (gene MVB12B). NCBI's taxonomy places the organism in Eukaryota, Metazoa, Chordata, Amphibia, Anura, Hylidae. The coding region runs from base 209 to 1102 and encodes 297 amino acids. The transcript is spliced from 10 exons. Gene Ontology annotation, biological process: regulation of epidermal growth factor receptor signaling pathway; virus maturation; viral budding. Gene Ontology annotation, cellular component: ESCRT I complex; late endosome. The record is from RefSeq and is a predicted model, not a curated record.